AUGCGUCCCCUCAUCGCAGUCCCCGUAACUCUCCUCCUCAUCGUUCGCGCCUACACCCGCCGCUCUCUCACACCGCUAGGCAUUCUGAGCGCUGCACUCACCGCAACGGUUCACGCCCUUCAUCCCUCCGCCCUCCCGUUCACCUUGCUCUGUGUGUUCUUCCUGCUCGGCACGACGGCCACGAAGGUGAAGCAUGACGUGAAAGCCACAUUGACGCUGUCAAGUAGUGGAGCCUCAGGUGGGGAGGGGCCGCGGACGAGUAUCCAGGUGGUCGCCAACAGCGGGUGUGCGAGUUUACUGUGCCUACUGCAUGUUUGGUUGUACGGGACAGGCACGAGCAAGGACGGGGAAUGCUUUGGAGGAAGUCAAAGGAGUAAUGAGAGGAUUGCCGACGUGUUGUUGUUAGGAAUAAUGGCCAACUAUGCCGCGGUGGCAGCAGACACCCUGUCCAGCGAACUGGGCAUUCUCUCCAAAAGUCAGCCAGUCCUCAUCACGAACCCACUGCGAGUCGUGCCGCGAGGUACCAACGGCGGCGUGACACUGGGUGGACUGCUGGCUGGCGUGGGAGGCAGCGCUGCCAUUGCCGCCACGAGCCUGGCCUUCCUACGCUUCUGUGCUGGGUCAACCAUCGAUGCCGCUGCUAUGUUCUUUUUACUGACACUCCUCGGAACGAUUGGCACGCUUCUCGACUCCUUUUUGGGAGCAAUGCUGCAAGCGUCAGUCAUUGAUCGGCGAUCCGGGAAGAUUGUCGAAGGGCCUGGGGGCGUCAAGGUGCUCACGAAGCCCAAGUCCACAGGCGUAGCACAUGUACAGGGGCGUGGCCGAAGGCUGAGUGGCGAAGAGAGCAGCAGAUUGAUCGACUCCGGAAACGACAUCUUGGAUAACAACCAAAUCAACUUCCUCAUGGCUUCGAUCAUGAGUCUAUCCGGAAUGGCAGCAGGAAAUCUUUGGUGGAGAUAG
Messenger RNA from Fonsecaea erecta, 960 nucleotides. RefSeq lists its product as hypothetical. The transcript has a single exon. Lineage: Eukaryota; Fungi; Ascomycota; Eurotiomycetes; Chaetothyriales; Herpotrichiellaceae. The record is from RefSeq and is a predicted model, not a curated record. Bases 1 to 960 code for a protein of 319 amino acids. Gene Ontology annotation, cellular component: membrane.